AUGCAGAGCUUAGCAAGAAGACGACGAUCUGUUGGUCAUUGUUCUCGAUCUAUCAUCAAUGAACUCAAUCGAAGAACCAGAAGCUUUAGCGUCAAUCAUUCACUCAUCGAUCAUCCUGAUUCCUCUGAGGUAUUAUUGGAACAGAAUGGACAUUCCAGAAGCGUAAUUCUCAACAGACCUUCCUUCCUCAAUGCCCUAACUACUUCCAUGGUAAAGAGGUUGCAGAAAGCAUAUGAAAGUUGGGAAGAUACCCCUGAUGUAGGUUUUGUUGUAAUGAAGGCAAAUGGUAGGGCUUUUUGUGCUGGUGCUGAUAUAGUUGCCAUCCAUGAUAUGAUAAAAAGAGGAAACAUUGAAGGAAGCAAGGAAUUCUUUUGGGUGCUAUAUAAAUUCAUAUACUUUUUACAUACAUAUUUGAAGCCACAUGUGGCUAUCUUGAAUGGGAUUACCAUGGGUGGAGGGGCUGGAAUUUCCAUUCCAGCAAAGUUCAGGGUUGUUACUGAAAAAACUGUUUAUGCUACCCCUGAAACAUUAAUUGGUCUUCAUCCUGAUGCUGGUGCUUCAUUUCACCUUUCACAUCUUCCUGGCCAUUUAGGAGAGUAUCUGGCUCUAACAGGAGACAUACUCAAUGGAGAAGAAAUGAUUGCAUACGGGCUUGCGACACACUAUUCACAAAGCUCGAAGCUUCCGUUAAUUGAAGAAUGUCUCAGAAAUCUGAAAACCGAUGAUCCUUCUGUAAUCAAAACUUUUCUUGAAAAAUACAGUGAUCCUCCCUCUCCGGAUAAUGUCAGCGUUACCCAGAGGAUGGAAACAAUCAACAAAUGUUUCAGCCACAAUACUGUUGAGGAAAUUAUCGACACCGUGGAAAAUGAAGCUGCCAAAACUCACGAUGGGUGGUGCGAAUCCGUCCUAAAGAAACUCAAAUACGCAUCACCGUUGAGCUUGAAGGUUUCCUUGAGAUCAAUACGAGAAGGGAGGUUUCAAAGUUUUGAUCAAUGCCUAAUUCGCGAAUAUAGACUGACUUCACGAGCUGUGGCCUGUGAGAUCUCGAGUGACUUUCGUGAGGGUGUUCGGGCACGAAUGGUGGAUAAAGAUUUUGCACCAAAGUGGGACCGACCAAGCUUAGACCACGUAUCACAAGACAUGGUGGAUCGGUCCUUUUCACCCCUUGGUGCACACGAGCCUGAACUUGAUUUGCCUACGCAACAAGGAGAGGCGUUCCGUAAGCAGCAUCAUUAA
Cynara cardunculus var. scolymus (artichoke) is the source of this 1236-nucleotide messenger RNA. Its product is annotated as 3-hydroxyisobutyryl-CoA hydrolase-like protein 1, mitochondrial. The coding region runs from base 1 to 1236 and encodes 411 amino acids. Gene Ontology annotation, molecular function: 3-hydroxyisobutyryl-CoA hydrolase activity. Gene Ontology annotation, biological process: L-valine catabolic process. NCBI's taxonomy places the organism in Eukaryota, Viridiplantae, Streptophyta, Magnoliopsida, Asterales, Asteraceae. The transcript has 14 exons. The record is from RefSeq and is a predicted model, not a curated record.